CGGCUCACACAACUUUUGCGGCUGGGAGAGCGCUCGUACCCCGCUCCUCUCGCCACCGCCCUCCGCCCGGCAUGUGAGCGCGGGCGGCCGCCGCCACCAUGGCCUCGCCGCGCGCCCCGCGGUGGCCACCACCGCCGCCGCCGCUGCUGCUGCUGCUGCUACUGCUGCUGCUGCCACCGCCCGCCACCCCCAGGGCGCGGGGCCCCCUUCUCUUCCCGGCCAACCGCGCUCUCCUCCCGGCCGCGGGGCCGCCUUCGCCGCCUGGCCUCGGACACACGGCCCCCGGGCCCGGCGUCACCACCCGGCGGGGACGUUCUGGUCGGGUCCCCAGAGGCGUGAGAGCGGCAUCUGGAAGUAUAAAGAAUGUUAACAACUCCACCGAUCCCCAAAGCCCAUCAGUCACCCAGACAAAGAUUACACAUGUCACCAACACAUUCGCUAAUGGUGUCCCAAGAAUGCUCCGGUCUUUGACUGUCAGUGUGGAACCUAUAAACGAGAGAGAGAGUUUCCAUGAGCAUUCCAGAAUUGCCAUAACUUCAGCCUCAGUCCAUUCUUCACCUUCUGUGGUUGACUCAAGGACAGACAGCAGACUGACUGAGAGUCUAGGAGAUGGAGAAGGCAUUGAGCCAUCUGCAGAAAAUGGACUUGGACUUCCAUCCAUACACUGGCAAAGUGAUUCCCCCACCUUUGGAGGACAUCAGCUUGCCAGCAGCUGGGAACUGGGAAAUGGAAGUGCCAUACCUCUGACUGAGACGGCGUUUAGGUCAGUCCCCUCCAUUGGUGGUGGAGAGAGCACAGGACAGUGGUUCCCCAGUGAGAGCAAAACAUCUACAGAUACAGCAGAGAGCUCCGAUUUGCAUCCAGACGUUGGGAGCACGCGGGGUUUGACACAGUUCGCACACACUGCACAACAGCCCCGAAAUGGUGGCUCGGGGUUGGGUGGGAAGAGUUACUCAGAGCCUUCAUCUACAUCUUCCUCGGAAAGUCUGGAUUCCUCAGCACCACAUGAAGGACAUUCAACUCCAGAAGAUGGUGCGCUGCUGAGUGACAGCUCAGACCUGGCAGAGAGCACUUCUGAGGCACGAGCCCUGCACACCCACACGUCUGCAAUGCUCACCCGGAGUGGGGAGCGCACCCUGCGGUCCCUUGACAUCCCGCGCACUGCAACCCGCCCUGUGCACCCCACUCAGCGUGGGAAUGUGACAGAGCACUCGGGCCUGCUGUCCCAGGCACCUACCCUUGGAGUCCCUGGACUUAGCUAUGGUCAAGAGCGCGGCUCAGACGAUGAACAGAGGACCUCCAGUGGCCACACAGACCACGCCUAUGCUUCAUCUGCUUUCACCAAAGGAGAACGGGCAUUACUGUCCAUUACAGAAAACUCUUCCUCCUCAGACACCAGCGAGAGCUCAACCUCUUCCAUUAAGACCUCAGACUCUCCAUACUUAGACUUUUCUUCAUCUCAGGCUAAAGGAAGUAACGUGUCCUCCUAUGAUGGCGAACCUGUUCAGUCUUCCACCGAGUCCCUGGUUCUGCAUACAUCCAGCCUUCCAUCCUAUACAUCCACUGUUAAUGGGUCAAACAACUUGGUUCUUGAUGCCAGUACUAAGUCAAUUGAGGACCCAUCUGAUUCAGGAGUCCCAUCACCUCUCCCAUCAGCGCCGCAGCCCCACCAGUUUUUAUCAACCUUACCGUCAACUCGGUCUCCUAUGCAGCAGCUAAAGUCUACCUCCGAGACAGCCACGCCUUCGUCAUCCUCACUGUCACCUUUGCCCAUCUCCUUGAUGGUGUCAACCCUUGCCCCACACUCUGUCUCACAAACAGACUUCCCACGUUCAUCAUCUACCCUAGUCCCACACAGGGCAAGGGAACCACGUGUAACGUCGGUCCAGAUGUCAACAGUGGAAUCAGCCAUUGCAGUGUUCCCCGGCAACCAAACAGCAGACCCCAAGAACCAGAGCACCCCACAGCAAGAGAAAACCAUCACAGAAGCCAAGUCGCCAAGCCUGGUGCCUCUGCCCACAGACCCCGCCAAAGCAGUAACAAUGAGCCUCCCUGCAGACCCCUGGUCCCCAGCCUUCAUGGGGUUCCCCACAGAGCCAGCCCUUUCAGACACAAGCACCACCUUAGCCCGGAUGUCUCCAGCUUUGACGUCUUCUGUUUCCCACACUACUCACGCUCCUGUGACCAGUCCCAACACCCCAAGCAUGGAAACUUUGACCUCAGGCACUGUCGUCGUGCACACGACCCCUGAGAAACAGCACCAACCAACCAACCCUGACAUUCUAGUGCCACCAACCUCGCCGGAAGGGGUCGUCACCACAGAAGGGAACCAGGUGCAUGUGGACCCUACCACUCCGUCUAUCCCUCUGACCACUACACCCACAUCAGCAGAAGUGACCACAAAGCUCAGCCAGGCAGAAGAGGCCAGCCCAGUUUCACAUUUUCUCAGAACAUCUUCACCUCAAACUCCAGAUGUUUCUACAGCUGAAAUAUUGACUUCCAAAUACACCACCUUUGCUGCUCAGAGCACCCCAGAGUCACCAGCAGCAUUGUCCCCUCCGACCUCAGUCAACAGCUGUACUGUGAACCCUUGUCUUCAUGCUGGUGAAUGCAUCGUGGACCUCACUGGUCACGGGUAUCGAUGUGUAUGCCCACCUGCCUGGCAAGGGGACAACUGCAGUGUGGAUGUGGACGAAUGCCUCUCCAGCCCCUGUCCUCUAGCCAUGUGCAACAAUACUCAGGGAUCAUUCACCUGCAGAUGCCCAGUCGGGUAUCAGUUGGAGAAAGGAAUAUGCAAUCUGGUUAGAACCUUCGUGACUGAGUUUAAAUUAAAGAAGGCUUUUCUCAAUACUACUGUGGAAAACCAUUCCGACAUUCACGAGGUUGAAAACGAGCUCGCUCAAACAUUAAACUUGUGUUUUUCAACGUUGCCUGGGUAUAUCCGAUCUACAGUAGGUGUGUCUAGAGAGCCUAGUACACUGGCGAUCUCACUGCAGUCCACCUUUGCCCUGGCCUCCAAUGUGACACUAUUUGACCUGGCUGACGGAAUCCAGAAAUAUGUCAAUUCCUGCAGGUCCUCUGCCGAAGUCUGCCAGAUCUUGGGGUCUCAGAGACGAAUCUUCAGAGCGGGCAGCUUGUGCAAGCGGAAGAGUCCAGAAUGUGACAGAGAGACCUCUAUCUGCACGGACCUGGAUGGCGUCGCGCUGUGUCAGUGCAAGUCGGGCUACUUUCAGUUCAACAAGAUGGAUCACUCUUGCCGAGGUAGCCAUGGGUCCCAGCAGUUCUGA
Messenger RNA from Phodopus roborovskii (desert hamster), 3287 nucleotides. Its product is annotated as protein HEG homolog 1-like. Gene Ontology annotation, molecular function: calcium ion binding. Gene Ontology annotation, biological process: heart development. Lineage: Eukaryota; Metazoa; Chordata; Mammalia; Rodentia; Cricetidae. The record is from RefSeq and is a predicted model, not a curated record.